AGGCUCUUGUUAGUGCACCCAGGAGCCUUCGAUCACCCACUAAACUGCAGCCUCAUAGUUUGCUCCCUCGACGAAAAGCCGUCCUAUAAUGCACUUUCAUAUACCUGGGGUGGCCUAGGAGAACCCAAAUUCAUCACCCUCGAAGGUAUUGCUUGGGAGAUUACAGCCAACUUAGAGCAAGCUCUUCUCCAUCUUCGGCCUUCCAAUAAAGAACUUUCCCUUUGGGUUGAUGCUAUAUGCAUCAAUCAGAAUGAUGACCGAGAGAAAGCCUACCAGGUUGAAAUGAUGGGGGAUGUAUAUCGGUUCGCGACGCGUGUUAGGGCAUGGAUUGGU
Mollisia scopiformis is the source of this 333-nucleotide messenger RNA. RefSeq lists its product as uncharacterized. NCBI's taxonomy places the organism in Eukaryota, Fungi, Ascomycota, Leotiomycetes, Helotiales, Mollisiaceae. The annotation marks the transcript as partial. The record is from RefSeq and is a predicted model, not a curated record. The transcript has a single exon.